GCAUUCCGAUAGGCAGAGGACCUGAUCAAGGCAGGUGAUUGAGUUGGCAGCUGUCUGGAUGCUCCCAUACGCGACGGCGGGCGAGGCGGAGGCGGCGCUGGGGCGCGCUCUGACAUGGGCGGAGGCGGCGUGGUUCCGGUACUCUGCGACGACGUCGGACUACUACCUCUACUGCCACCACGUGGUCAUCUUCCUCGUCGUCUACACGCUGGCCCCGCUCCCACUCGCAGUGCUCCAGCUCCGGGCACCGGCCAUCUUGUUGCCGUACAAGCUGCAGCCGAGGGUGCGUCUCAAGCCGGCAGCCUUCCUCCGGUGCUACGUCCGGACCGUGCGCGUCUUCCUCCUCGCCAUGGGCCCCGUCCAGCUCCUUUCCUACCCUGCCGUCAAGAUGGUGGGGAUAAGGACGGGGCUGCCGCUGCCGUCGGCGGGAGAGACGGCAGCGCAACUGGCGGUGUAUUUGCUAGUGGAGGACUACCUUGGGUACUGGGUGCACCGGCUGCUGCACACCAAGUGGGGAUACGAAAAGAUUCACCAUGUCCACCAUGAGUACACGGCGCCCUUCGGCUACGUGGGGCUGUAUGCACACUGGUCCGACGUGCUCAUCAUCGGCUUCCCGGCUUUCGUCGGCCCGGCUCUUGUGCCCUGCCACAUGACCACCUUAUGGCUUUGGUUCCUCAUACGCCAGCUAGCGCUCCUAGAUGCGCACAAAGGGUUCGACUUCCCGCUCAAUCCGGCAAAGUUGAUCCCGUUCUAUGGAGGAGCACCACACCAUGACUACCAUCACCGUGUAGGACGGAAGAGCCAGAGCAAUUUCGCUUCUUUUUUCACCUUCUGUGACUAUAUAUACGGGACGGAUAAAGGCUACAUGUUCCAUAAGGCAAGCCUAGCAAAGCUGAAGGAGGUGGCACAAAACAGUACGUAGAAAAGAGACACGAUGAAUUCUAUCGGUGGGAAGCAUAGAUAUCAAACACAGUUGCCGUCCUAGCCUGGCGCGCGCUUAAUCUCUCUUGCUACCUCCAAUAUAUAAUGCAGUGCUUCGUCUAGCAAUUUUCACAAAUAUUCCAUCUUCCAGCAUCAUUUCAAGAUUAGUAAAACUCGUGUGUGCACUAAAUAUUGUAUAAUUAUGUACAGAGAGUUAAUUUCUCAUUCUAAUACUAAGAAUAACAAAAAAUAAAUAGAAAGU
Messenger RNA from Hordeum vulgare subsp. vulgare (domesticated barley), 1183 nucleotides. Its product is annotated as very-long-chain aldehyde decarbonylase GL1-10-like. NCBI's taxonomy places the organism in Eukaryota, Viridiplantae, Streptophyta, Magnoliopsida, Poales, Poaceae. The record is from RefSeq and is a predicted model, not a curated record. Gene Ontology annotation, molecular function: iron ion binding; C-4 methylsterol oxidase activity. The coding region runs from base 59 to 922 and encodes 287 amino acids. The transcript has 5 exons. Gene Ontology annotation, biological process: sterol biosynthetic process.